Messenger RNA from Rotaria sp. Silwood1, 791 nucleotides. NCBI's taxonomy places the organism in Eukaryota, Metazoa, Rotifera, Eurotatoria, Philodinida, Philodinidae. The record is from the annotation of a GenBank genome assembly.
AUGUCAAUAAAUUUUGCUAUUCUUCCUGAUGUUGAACCAGAUGAAAAUGCAAUAAAAAUAAAAGAUGUUCGAUCUUAUGUUAUUAAAUCGAAUGAAAAUGAAAAAUUGCAAGGUGAUAGUGUUUAUUAUCAUAAACAAGUUGAAGGUCAUUGGAUAGAUGGUACUGAUCAAUGGCCAAUAGCUAAUCCAAUGUCAUUAUAUCAAAAAUAUAAAUCUCGUCGUAACAGUUGGGGUAUUGGUGUUCUUGGUUCAGUUAUUGUUGAAAUUGAAUUAACUAAUGGAAUAAAUGGUGUUGGUAUCUCAAUUGGUGGUCAACCAGCUUGUUAUUUAAUUGAAUACCAUUUUCGUCGUUUUCUUAUUGGAGAAGAUCCACUUAAUAUUGAAUAUAUAUGGGAUAUGAUGUGGCGUUCAUCAAUAAAUUAUGGUCGAAAAGGUUUAACUAUUCAAGCCAUAUCAGCUAUUGAUUUAGCACUUUGGGAUUGCGCUGGAAAAUUAAGAAAUGAACCUGUUUAUAAAUUACUUGGUGGAAAAACUAAAAAUAGUUUACCUUGUUAUGCAACAUGUUAUGAUCCAUUAGCAGCAAAAAAUUUAGGUUUUAAAGGUGCAAAAUUUCCUUUACCAUAUGGACCUGCUGAUGGUGAUCAUGGAUUAAUUAAAAAUAUUCAAAGAAUUAAAGAUAUACGUCUUUCUGUUGGAGAUGAUUUUCCUUUAAUGAUUGAUUGUUAUAUGUCAUUAACUGUUCCUUAUACAUUAAAAUUACUUGAACUUAUUCAACCAUAUAAUAUUAAAUG